Melopsittacus undulatus (budgerigar) is the source of this 3891-nucleotide messenger RNA. It is a transcript of the gene GHR, whose product is annotated as growth hormone receptor. Gene Ontology annotation, molecular function: cytokine receptor activity; protein binding. The transcript has 10 exons. Gene Ontology annotation, biological process: cytokine-mediated signaling pathway. NCBI's taxonomy places the organism in Eukaryota, Metazoa, Chordata, Aves, Psittaciformes, Psittaculidae. Bases 231 to 2060 code for a protein of 609 amino acids. The record is from RefSeq and is a predicted model, not a curated record. Gene Ontology annotation, cellular component: external side of plasma membrane; membrane.
CGAUGCCUGGCGGUGCCGCCGCUGAGGCGGCCGCUCGCUGAAGCGCUCUCAUGGUGCCGGCGCCCGCCGCCGGGGGCCGCGCCCGCCGCCGGCCGCAGCGCCGCCGAAACUUGGGCGAAGUUUCCGAGCGAGUCGGUGCCGGCAUGGCUGGAGAAGGUCGCAAUUCGCAGUUGAGCUGAGGGAGGCGUGAAGCGGCACACAUCCCCUGCUGACAUUUGAGAAUUAGAGGUAUGGAUCUUCGGCAUCUGCUGUUUGCUUUGGCACUGGUCUGUGCAAAUGACUUAGUUUCUGCAAGUGAUGACCUUUCACGGUGGCCACAAAUCAGCAAGUGCAGAUCACCUGAACUGGAGACAUUUUCAUGUUAUUGGACCGAUGGCAGCUUUUAUAACCUCACUGCUCCAGGAACAAUACAACUGUUGUACAUGAAAAGGAAUGAUGAAGACUGGAAAGAAUGCCCUGAUUAUAUCACUGCAGGAGAAAAUAGCUGUUAUUUCAACACAUCAUACACCUCUAUUUGGAUACCGUAUUGUGUUAAGCUUGCCAAUAAAGAUGAAGUAUUUGAUGAAAAAUGUUUCAGCGUUGAUGAAAUAGUACUACCUGAUCCCCCUGUUCACCUUAACUGGACUCUGCUAAAUACUAGUCAAACUGGGAUCCAUGGGGAUAUCCAGGUAAGAUGGGAUCCACCGCCAACUGCAGAUGUUCAGAAAGGAUGGAUUACUCUGGAGUAUGAAUUGCAGUACAAAGAAGUUAAUGAGACAAAAUGGAAGGAGUUAGAACCCAGGCUCUCAACAAUGGUUCCACUGUACUCUUUGAAGAUUGGAAGAGAUUAUGAGAUACGAGUCCGAUCAAGGCAGCGUACCUCCGAAAAAUUUGGGGAGUUCAGUGAAAUCCUUUUUGUAUCUUUUUCUCAAACAGGCCUUGAACUUGUUCAGUGUGCUGAAGAAAUUGAGUUUCCAUGGUUCUUAGUUGUUAUCUUUGGAACAUGUGGGCUGGCCAUAACAGUGAUCUUGAUCCUGCUGUCUAAACAACCAAGGUUAAAAAUGCUUAUUUUUCCUCCUGUGCCAGUUCCAAAGAUUAAAGGGAUUGACCCAGACCUCUUGAAGAAAGGAAAGCUAGAUGAAGUGAACUCCAUCCUAGCCAGCCAUGACAACUACAAGACACAGCUUUACAAUGACGACUUGUGGGUUGAGUUUAUUGAGUUGGACAUAGAAGAUCCUGAUGAAAAGAACAGAGCCUCAGAUACCGACAGGCUCCUGAGUGAAGAUCAUCUGAAAUCACACAGUUGCUUGGGAGCAAAGGAUGAUGAUUCCGGACGGGCCAGUUGUUGUGAACCAGAUAUUCCAGAGACAGACUUAAGCGCAAGCGACACAUGUGAUGGCAUCUCUGAUACUGAUCAGUUCAAAAAGGUAACUGAAAAAGAAGAUGAUCUGUUGUGCCUUGAUAGAAAAGAUGAGUCAUUUGCAAGCCUUGCCGACACAGAAACUGAGCAUCUGCAUGUGAGUGCCCAGUCCGAAAAUAGCCAGCCAUGGUCCCCUUUUGCAGACAGCAUUGAUUCAGCUAGUCCAUCUGUCCAUACCCAGCUAAGUAACCAGAAUUCACUGACAAGUACUGACUUUUACGCGCAAGUGAGUGAUAUUACUCCAGCAGGCAGAGUUGUACUUUCACCAGGCCAGAAAUACAAGAUGGGGAGAGCACAGUGUGAAGGCUGCACAGAACAAAACUUCACCAUGGACAACACCUACUUCUGUGAGGCAGAUGUGAAAAAAUGUAUUGCUGCGACUUCCCAGGAAGAGGAUGAGCCACGUGUUCAGGAGCAAAGCUAUAAUGAGGAUGCUUACUUCACCACAGAGAGCCUUACCACUACUGGUGUCAAUCUUGGAGCUUCAGCAGCAGAAAACCCAAGUUCAGAGUUGCCUGUCCCAGACUAUACAUCUAUUCAUAUUGUUCACUCUCCACAAGGCCUUGUGCUCAACGCAACCGCACUGCCUGUGCCAGAAAAGGAAUUCAACAUGUCUUGUGGCUAUGUGAGCACAGACCAGCUGAACAAAAUCAUGCCAUAACUCUUCUUCAGCUAGAUGUGUGCAGUAUUUCACGGCAGAGAGUCAGCUUGGGCUUCUGUGCUGAAACCAAAUUGAAGUCUAAAAGUUUCUCGUGGUUCUUAUAAUUUUACCUGAAAUGUUGCAACAUAGUCAUCAAAAUAUUCCUAUUGUGCUCUGUAAAUAUCAUCUGUGAAUUUGUCUUGAGACUGUUUUACUAGCAGUGACUGUCUUGUUCUUGUGGGUGUUGAUUUAUGUGAUACUAAACAUUGAAAUCACUAUGUUCGAUGUACAGUAAAUCAUGCAUUUUGAUAAAGCUAAAAUUCAGGUGGUUUAAAGUCUAAGAACUUAGUAAAAAACCAUGCUGUUGGCAGAGAUCUUUAUAUCAGUAAUUGGGAACUGAACAUACAGGUGAAGAACACAAAAGUAGCUUGAAUAAAUAACACACCUAUUUUGAUUUAUAUAAAUUAAUAAAAUAUAUUUUAAUAUUUUAGUCAUAAAACAAAUGCAAUUACACUACACACUAAUCCAGUUAUGAUAGCCAUCUAAGGAAUGCAGUUGCUGCAAUCUUACAGAGUUUUCUGUUUUAUAAAAGUUUUCUUUGCAGCAAAAAAAAAGAUUUUUACAGAGCCAUUUUAUACCUCCAAAGAAAUCUGUAGAGAAAUUUUGAAAUAUUGUAGAAAUAAAGUAACUGAUUCUAUUACUUUCUUAUGAUAAGUAAAAUGGAAUUACACAUUCAAUUUAAAGUUUUGUAGAAAACUUUAAAAUACACAAAACGUGGGCAGAUUAUUCUGUUCUUCAUCAGAUUCUGAUUAAUGCAACUAAUAUACCUUUUUAUAAGCAAAAUCUUGCUGACCACAGCAUUAAACAGUGUGCAACUAUAUUUUCACUGAAAAUUUUUGAGAAUACAUGAAUAAGCUCCAGUAAUUUAGCAGCAUAACCUCUUCACAUUUGAGCAACUUGUGAACCCCUACUACAGCCAAAGGUAUUGCUACCCUUACUAGUUUGUGCCAGAUAAAAGACUUGAUUAAAAAAAAUAAAACAAGGACUUCAGGAUUUAGCCAGCAGUUCAUUUUUAAAGAUACAGCAGGAUUAAAAUACUUCAGUGGAACAAGGGGAUUGAAUACAGUAUUGUUCAAAAAUGUUUGUUUUUGCAGCCUAACUGCAUCUCCUCUGACAGCGUUAGGCAGACUGGCAGAAGGACAGGAGAGAAAACUGAAACUCAGUGGGAAAACUCCCUUUGUUCUUGUGUUUAUAAAGAACUUAAUGGAGCUUUGCAAUGAGCUAUUACUGCUUCAGAAGUUGCCUUCCUAUGCCGUGUCUUCAUCAUAGCAGGGUUAUUUUUAGACAGUAAAUAAGGAUGUUCAUUUCCUUUCCCUAACCCUAACAGAAGUGUUUUGAAGUGCAGCAUAUGCAGGUCUUGCUCAUGUCUCCCACUGAACUCACUCAUGCUCUCUUUGUGACCAACCGCUACAGGACUGGGCCCAACCAUUGGGUGGGGUUUUUAAGUUUAGCACGAACUUUAUGGUAAAUGUGCAUUAGUCUGCUAAUUUGCUGCUAUAUUUUUCUAACAGCUACAUUAUUUAGUUUCAUAUAAAAUUUCAUAGAUGAUAGACACUAAUGCAAGUAAUGCCUAUGUGUGUGUUUGGAAGAAGUUUCUUACUCUGUUUCUAUUGCCAAAAAUAGUUAAAUACCUCAGUCAAACUCAGAAUGUCAUUUUGGUACUUUACUGGUCACACAAGCCAUUAUACGCCGGUCAGAAGAUGUAUCUUUUGGUUUCUAUUUAACUUCCCUUAUGUCAAUGUUUUGUUUGUUUUUCUCAAAGUUUAAUAAAUGUAUUGUCUUUGAUCUGUCC